Camelina sativa (false flax) is the source of this 1277-nucleotide messenger RNA. Its product is annotated as THO complex subunit 4D. Gene Ontology annotation, biological process: mRNA export from nucleus. The record is from RefSeq and is a predicted model, not a curated record. Lineage: Eukaryota; Viridiplantae; Streptophyta; Magnoliopsida; Brassicales; Brassicaceae. Gene Ontology annotation, molecular function: mRNA binding. Gene Ontology annotation, cellular component: nucleus.
GGUUGGAAACUCUCAAAAUCUCUCAAUCAGCUUCUCUCUGCUAAAUUCUGAAGAAUCUCAAACGCAGACAACUCAAUACAAAGCUCCUCAAAACCCUAAAACCCCAAUCUCUCCAUCUUCUUCUUCCAUCUCUCUCUCGUUGACUCUGCUCUUCUUCUGAUUCAGUCUUAUAUCUGUGGUUUUUUUAAGAAAAAUUUGGCGGUGAAGAUGUCGGGAGCAUUGAAUAUGACUCUUGAUGAGAUUGUUAAGAGGGGUAAGACUGCAAGGUCUGGGGGAAGAGGGAAUUCACGUGGUCGUGGUCGUGGUCGUGGUCGUGGUCGUGGUCGUGGCCGUGGUGGUGGGUCAAAUGGUUUUCUUGGCGGUGGAAGAGGAGGAGCUGGACCUGCUAGAAGAGGUCCUCUUGCUGUGAAUGCUCACCCAUCAUCUUUCUCCAUUAACAAGCCUGUCCGUAGGGUGAGGAGCUUGCCAUGGCAAAACAGUUUGUUUGAAGAUGGCCUAAGAGCUGCUGGGGUAUCAGGAGUUGAAGCUGGAACCAGGCUCCAUGUUACAAAUCUGGACCAGGGUGUAACAAAUGAAGAUAUAAGGGAACUCUUCUCUGAGAUUGGGGAGGUAGAGCGUUAUGCCAUUCAUUACGACAAGAAUGGGCGUCCAAGUGGCACAGCUGAAGUGGUAUAUCCAAGAAGAAGUGAUGCAAUUCAAGCUCUGAAGAAGUACAACAAUGUAUUAUUGGAUGGAAGACCAAUGAGACUUGAGAUUUUGGGUGGCAACAAGUCUGAUGCUCCUUUAUCAGGUCGUGUGAAUGUGAAUGUCACUGGACUCAACGGAAGGCUGAAGAGGACUGUUGUUAUCCAACAAGGAGGAGGGAGAGGAAGAAUUAGAGGAGGGAGAGGAGGAAGAGGUCCAGCUCCUACUGUCAGUCGCCGCCUUCCAAUUCAUAAUAACCAGCAAGGAGGAGGGAUGAGAGGAGGAAGAGGCGGGUUCAGUAGUAGAGGAGGGCGUGGUGGUGGUGGUGGUGGUCGUGGUCGCGGUGGUGGCAAAGGAAACGGAAAGAAGCCAGUAGAGAAGUCAGCUACUGAUCUUGACAAAGAUCUUGAGAGCUAUCACGCAGAUGCCAUGAACAUCUCUUAAAACCGCAGAAAGGAAAUCAGUGUGUCUUACUAACUAGUUUCAGAUGAUACCUUGCUUCUCUUUUUUCAUGUCCUUUGUGGUUUGUUGGAGUUUGAUUGUGUAAAGUAAAUGAAAAUUGUUUAGAAUCUAGUCUUCUUAAGUUUUACCUA